Paramuricea clavata is the source of this 2668-nucleotide messenger RNA. NCBI's taxonomy places the organism in Eukaryota, Metazoa, Cnidaria, Anthozoa, Malacalcyonacea, Plexauridae. The record is from the annotation of a GenBank genome assembly.
UUAGCCUGGCACUUCACCGUCGCAACACUCUCUAAAACAUGGGUUACUGAAAAUAUCGACUCUAUUGCCAACAAAUAUAUCCGCAGAUGGCUUGAAGUACCAAUAUCAGAAACACUAAGUACUGUCUUUCUAACAAACAAUAAAUUUGGCCUGAGUAUUUAUCCUCCAUCUGUAAAAUUUAUCCAGUGUCAAACAGUCCUCCGAAAAGCUUUAAAAUCUUCUCCUAAUGAAUCAACUAACGACCUGUGGAGAGCAACCAGUAACCAUACUAAUAUCCAAUAUGACGCUUAUAACUCUACUAAGGAAGUUCUCAAAGAUUUCCGUUCUGGACACGAAAACAAACUCCCAAACCAAUUAACCAGUCAAGGAUCCUUUUUCUGCAGCGUCACGAAGUUCGCUUUACCUCAGCUUAGCAAGGUGUGGUUCGUCGCCCAAUCAAAGCUCCCGAAAAACAUUUACAACUUUACCAUUCGUUACAUUAACAACUCUCUUCCGACGCGUAAAAACCUAAACAGAUGGGCAAUAUCUUCAAAUUCAGACUGUUCUUUUUGUCUUAGCCCUGAAACAUUACUACACAUAGUAGCUGGAUGUCAGUUUUAUCUCGACCGAUUUACGUGGAGACACAAUUCAGUCCUGAACUUUCUUGCUCAUCAGUUAGAAACUAUUGACGGUUCUACUCUCUACGCCGACCUAAAUGGAUUCAAAAGCCCUUCAAUACUUACUGGUGAUACGUAUCGCCCAGAUUUGUUAUUAUCGUGCUCAAAUGGUUCCUUAUAUGUGGUUGAACUCACCACUGGUUAUGAGACAAACCUCAAAAACAACGAAAAACGGAAGAAGGAUAAAUAUAGAGAAUUAUUGAGACAGCUAGGUAAAAAUUUUAACCAAGUUAAAUUUAUAAACCUCUCCAUCAGCUCUUUAGGUAUUUUUGCAGAAGAAUGUUAUACAUUUUUAGACAUGUUAGAUAGUAUUGGUCUUGACAAAAACCACCAAAUGUACUGUGUUAGGAAAAUGAUGACUAUUGCUAUUAGAACUACAUAUUACAUUUUCUGUUGCCGAAAUAAGGAAUGGGAAAAUCCGGAUUUACUAACAAUUUGACUUAUCUCAUUGUAUAUAUAUAUAUAUAUAUAUUGCAUGCACUUUGUUCUGUUAUUUUAGUUUAGUAUAAUUGUGAUUCAAAUAGCCAACCGUAAGUUACCUUUAUGAGAGAGAUUUACGAUUGUAUAUGUAUGUAAAGAAAAACAUUUAAUAAAGUUUCCAUUAUUAUUAUUAUUAUUAUUAUUAUUAUUAUUAUUAUUAUUAUUAUUAUUAUUGUUCAACAUUUGGGAUCAGGAAAAGUCUCACAAAAUCUAUCCAAUAUUUACCUAAACUUCUGAUUAACAAUGAAUUGAUACCUGCCACUAAAAUUGGAGAGUCGUUUCGAUACUUGGGGAAAUAUUUUGACUUCAGUAUGUCCGAAAAAGAACACAAACAAGAGCUAAUCACUCUCAUGGACGACAUUAUGUCUGAAAUUGAUCUCAAACCUUUGCACCCAAAAAAUAAACUUUUGCUUUAUAGUCGUUACCUCCUAUCCAAACUUUCCUGGCAUUUCACUGUAACCACCUUAUCAAAAACCUGGGUCUCUGAAAAUAUGGAUUCUGUGGUGAACAAGUACGUACGUAAAUGGCUUGAAAUACCUAUAUCAGGAACUCUAUCUAACGUCUACCUUACCAGUAACAAGUUUGGUCUAAAUAUCUACCCGCCGUCAAUUAAGUUUGUUCAGUGCCAAACAGUUGCUCGUAACGCCUUAAAGACCUCUCCAAAUCAUUCCAUAAAAGACCUCUGGAAAACAACAUCUGAAAGCAAAAACAUUCAGUACGACGUCUACACCUCGACAAAGGAAGUCCUUAAAACUUUUACCUCCGGACAAGAAGACAAACUGCAGAAUCAUCUGAUUUUGCAAGGCUCCUUCUUCUCAAAUGUCAUUAAGUUUUCACUGUCGAAAUUAAACGGUAUAUGGUCUAAAUCCCAAUCAAACCUCCCAAAGAACAUCUAUAACUUCACCAUUCGUUACAUUAAUAACUCACUUCCAACUCGUAAAAACCUUACUAAAUGGGGAAUAUUGUCAAACUCUGAUUGCUCCUUCUGCUUAAACCCUGAAACCCUUUUACACGUAGUUGCUGGAUGUCAAACGUACCUCCCACGAUUUACAUGGAGACAUGAUUCUGUUCUGAACUUCAUAGCACAAACGCUACAACCUGUAAACAACUCCAAUCUUUUCGUCGAUCUUCCUGGUUAUAAAAGCCCAUCAAUUGUAACUGGUGACACAUUCCGCCCAGACCUACUUCUAUCUAUCAACUCGGAUUGUCUCUAUAUCCUUGAACUUUCUGUUGGCUAUGAGUCUAAUCUACAAACAAAUGUUGAUCGGAAAAGAAGAAGAUACGAAGAUCUCAUUACACAGCAAAAGAAACAAUUUAAGUCCGUAAAAUUUGUAAAUUUGUCAAUUAGUUCUUUAGGCGUUUUCUCAAAAGAAUGUCAUUCCUUUUUAGAUAUGUUAACUGAUCUAGGUCUUGAUAAAAGACACCAGUAUUUCGCUAUCAGGAAAAUUAUGUCUAUCGCGAUUAGGACAACAUAUUAUAUAUUUUGUUGCAGAGAUAAGGACUGGUUAAAUCCGGAAUUACUGAACAUUUAA